Molecule: messenger RNA, 2183 nt
Organism: Setaria italica (foxtail millet)
Lineage: Eukaryota; Viridiplantae; Streptophyta; Magnoliopsida; Poales; Poaceae
Product: protein trichome birefringence-like 10
Exons: 4
Coding region: 281-1639 (452 amino acids)
Cellular component (GO): Golgi apparatus
Molecular function (GO): O-acetyltransferase activity
Source: RefSeq, a predicted model, not a curated record
CUCACGCCAAUAGCCAUCUCAUAAAUCCGCCCACCUCCACCACCACCUUCCUAGUUCCUCCUCCUGCGCCCCCACCUCCGCACGUCACGCAGCGCACGCGGCACGCACCGCUCCGCUGACUAGCCACUACUAGACCCGCGGGUGGUGCCAGCGCGGCGCGGCGGGGCGGGGCGGGGCGAAGAGGGUGGGGGACCGAGGCCCGAAGCACCAGGGGGCGGAAGGAAGAAAGUCUUUGUCCCCUCGGAUUCCGUUACUGGUUCCACUUCCUGCGGCGGCGGCAAUGGUGCUGGGCUCGCCGGUGAAGCGCCUGGCGCGGCGGGCGGCCAAGGGCCCGCUCGAGAGGGCCGGCCUGGCGGGGCUGGCCGCAGCGGCGGUGGCGGCGGCCGCGCUGCUGGCGCUGCUCUGCGCCGCGUCGCUCCGCUGCUCGGCGGCCGCGCUGGCGGCGGCGCCCCGGAGGCUCUGGGCCGGCGGGGUCUCCAUCGCGGCCGAGGCAGAGGCUGCGGUGGCGGCGGCGGCGGCGGUGGGUAAUGAGGAGGAGUGCGACCUGUUCGACGGGGAGUGGGUGCGGGCCGACGGCGGCUACCCGCUCUACGACUCCAGGGACUGCCCCUUCCUCGACGUCGGCUUCCGCUGCUCCGAGAACGGCCGCCCCGACGCGUCCUACACCAAGUGGCGGUGGCAGCCGACGCGCUGCGAUCUCCCCAGAUUUGAUGCCAAAAGCAUGCUGGAGAAGCUACGGAACAGAAGAGUAGUAUUUGUUGGUGAUUCGAUUGGAAGGAACCAAUGGGAGUCUCUACUUUGUAUGCUCUCUACUGCUGUUCAUAACAAGAGUUCAAUCUAUGAAGUUAAUGGGAGUCCCAUCACAAAGCACAUGGGUUUCUUGAUUUUCAACUUUAGAGACUACAACUGCACUGUGGAAUACUACAGAUCCCCUUUUAUAGUCCUUCAAGGUCGUGCUCCAGCUGGAGCCCCUGAGAUUGUUAAGUACACGAUUCGAGUGGAUGUCAUGGAUUGGAUGUCUGACCGGGGUAAGUGGAAGGAUGCUGAUGUAUUGAUCUUCAACACUGGGCACUGGUGGAACAAUGAGAAAACAAUAAGGGGGGGUGCCUACUUCCAAGAAGGUGAUGACGUGAAAAUGGAUAUGACUGUUACAGAUGCUUACCGAAGAUCAAUACAUACAUUGUCCGAUUGGCUUCACAGAGAAGUUAACACAAGCAAGACCCAUGUCAUCUAUCGUACAUAUGCUCCUGUGCAUUUCAGAGGUGGUGACUGGAAGACUGGAGGGAGCUGUCACUUGGAAACUCUUCCAGAUUUGACUCCACCCGAAUCACUGGAAGAAUGGGAUGAUCUGCUUAAACCUGUGAAUGAUGUUCUAGGUAACAAUCUGAGAGCCAAGCUUUCUGGUUUAGAUAUGCUGAAUGUGACGCAGAUGACAGCUCAGCGGAAAGACGGCCACCUCUCGGUAUACCUAAGCCCUUCAGGACCCGUCCCUCGCUACAAACAGGAUUGCAGCCACUGGUGCCUGCCAGGUGUCCCGGAUACCUGGAAUGAGCUUCUAUACGCCCUCGUCAUGAAAAGGCAUACGAAGACGGAUCAGAAUCUUUCCCUUUCUGGCACUAUAACCCCGAACACUGGCUGAUAAUGACGGUCUGCUAAAUGCUCCCUGUCUGAAGUCUCAAGUGGGAGGUUGUAACUGGUAAGGUAAAUGCAGCAGCUGGUCAUUGGCAAAGCAAGCUUCAAAGUCAUCCUGAGCGAUGACACUGUUGAUUGAUCUCGUACCAAUUAGCUAGGAUGCCAGAAUGGCGAGACACAUUUUUGGAUAGUGGGUGUCAGUUUGCAGGAAGCUGCAGCACCCUGCCGUGUUUGUACAUGCCGAGGUUGGCGAAUAGCUGAGCAGAGGUAGAAGACUGUUCAGCUUUUAAGGAAAACGGUAUGUUUCAUGCGGAGGCUGUUAGUGUUAGCGGUGGUGAACAUAGCUUAGCUAGGGGCGCUACAUUGGAAUGAUGUAAAUAUACAGCGGCGGCAGCGAAAUUGGCAAUGGUUUUUGUCUGAAGCUCACUGCAGAUGUUAGCUGCAUGUGAUUCAAGAAUUUGUAACUGCAAUAUUUCCUCUACCGGUCGAUCUGCGUGGCUCUUUAUAUUUCGUGCCUGGUGAUGAUCUGCAUUUUAUUUUUACACAAUGAA